AUGCUUCUGUAUUUAAACAUCCUGGUGCUUUUCCUCCUGCAGCUGGCUGUGUCGAGCUCAAUGGUGCUGACCACACCGUCCAGAGGAUGUCCCACCUGUACAUCAAACUCCACACAGCCGGCUGUAGAUUUGAAUGCCACCGCUCCGGCCGUUGGAGAACCAUGUGGGGUCUACACUCUGGGCUGCGCCUACGGUCUACGUUGUGAACCUUCAGAGGAUGAGCCGAGGCCCCUCCGUGCCCUUCUGGAAGGAAGGGGAGUCUGCAGAAAUGCCAGCAGCGUCAGCCCGACUAAAAAUGUCCGGACUGUAGACCCGGCAACUACUGAGGAUCCAGACGAGGCUCCAUGUCGUAAACUGCUAACUUCACUCAUCAAAGGUCUUGAUGCCCAUUUAAUCAAGUCGCAUCAUGAUAUCUACAUGCCCAACUGUGACAAGCGUGGUUUCUUCAGAAAGAAGCAGUGUUGGUCGUCUCGAGGUAAGCGUCGUGGCAGGUGCUGGUGUGUGGAUCAGAACGGCAUGUCAGUCUCCUCAAACACUGAAAGGAGGGGCGGCCUGAGUUGUUAA
Messenger RNA from Anoplopoma fimbria (sablefish), 564 nucleotides. RefSeq names its product insulin-like growth factor-binding protein 5. Gene Ontology annotation, biological process: regulation of insulin-like growth factor receptor signaling pathway. The transcript is spliced from 4 exons. Gene Ontology annotation, molecular function: fibronectin binding; insulin-like growth factor I binding; insulin-like growth factor II binding. The coding region runs from base 1 to 564 and encodes 187 amino acids. NCBI's taxonomy places the organism in Eukaryota, Metazoa, Chordata, Actinopteri, Perciformes, Anoplopomatidae. Gene Ontology annotation, cellular component: extracellular region. The record is from RefSeq and is a predicted model, not a curated record.